GAUGAGAUAUUGAAUCAGGUUCCGUUGAUCAAGAAUCCCUUGUAUCAGCCCCCGAAACCAGUCACUUUAAACACAAAUUUUAAUAAGUUGAUACCAACUUUGAACUCGGUAAGACCGCCUAAGAUCAAGUUGACUACAGAGGAGUUGACCAAUUGGUUGGCGUCAAUUGAAAAAAUGAAAAGUACUAGCGAUUCAGCAGAGGUGACUAAGUAUCAGGAUUGGAUUAACCAACAGCAAAGAAAAUUUGCUCCUGGAUUCGAUUUUGAAAACGUGUUGGUUCCUACUACGAAGCCUCAAGAUAAGAAUGAAUUGGAUGAGUUAUUUGGUAAUGUUUCCAUCUAA
Hyphopichia burtonii NRRL Y-1933 is the source of this 342-nucleotide messenger RNA. It is a transcript of the gene MVB12, whose product is annotated as Mvb12p. NCBI's taxonomy places the organism in Eukaryota, Fungi, Ascomycota, Pichiomycetes, Serinales, Debaryomycetaceae. The annotation marks the transcript as partial. The record is from RefSeq and is a predicted model, not a curated record. The transcript has a single exon.